UGUUGCUUGGGAGCGAAGCAGCGACAGUGCUAGAGAAACUGGGUGGAUUAAAAAGCAGUGAGAUAGCAUUAUUCGUGCUGCGUGUGACGAUAUCUACGCGAAUGAUUUGAUACCAACUGAAAAACGGGAAAAAGAGGAUGCGCGGAAAGCUAAAGCAGCAAGGCGUGAAGAAAGGACUAAAAAAAGGGAAGCAAGACUUAAAGACCCAAGCCUGAAAACCACUUACAAUAUGGCUGCCUAUCGGAGAAGUUCCUCGCUGAGCAAGUGGGACGAACUACUAGCGCUGCGGGAGAAGUUGAAACUAGACCAAACUGCCGACUUGGAGAAGGACAAAGCAAAUGACGACUCUGCGGAAUCUGGCUCGCAGGCUCACAGUAUGGCCAGGGGCGGGACCAGUACGUCGAGAAGCGAAGACAGCCGCGACCGCGAUAAAAACUCGGACAGUACAAGUAACUCCACAUGGGGAAAGAGCGGGGGUAAUCACUCAUUCAGGAUGGCAGGCAUUGCCGAGCAGAUAAUGACGGGGAGAAACAUUGACCCGAAAAAAUGGGAGAGCAUGUCAAAGCCGCAGAAAUUGCGUAUCAUUGCUUCGGAGAGGAGGCGGGAGGCGGAGGAAGUAAACAACCAGCAGAGAGACAUAUCCGAGUUAAAGAGGCGACUUCAUAAAAAGAAGAAUGCGAAACGCGUGUUUAAUUUGGCCGAUAUGAUAAAGGUGCAGAGGCAAAUGGAUAAUCAUGCUGAUAUUGUGCCGCGGCCCACGAACGUUGGCCUAGACAGUGGCUACACCUCCCCGAGCACCGGCAGCCCCCUCGUAAACAGUGAUCCGCAGGUUGAAGAGGCGGCCAAGAACGAGGAAGCGAGAAGAACAUUACAUCAUUGGAACAGUCGCGGGGCCGCAGUAAAGACCCUUAGCUUCGAAGAAACCCGACGAGAAAGGCAGCAGGCGGGCUCACGAGAAGUGGAUGUGCCAGGCAGGGAUCCAAGGACCAAUCGACAAGAGAUAACAGAGGAAAGGACGGUUGCUAGCAAGUGGCAACGACAGGUUGUGAGCAAAGAAGGAACUGGUAUUGGAGAAGGAGGGGCAAGUAAGGGCAACAGGAACGAAUUUGUUGUGAAGGCAGAUGUGAUAGUCUCCGCAACAGGGGCAAGCGGGGACACUGUUAUUAAUUCACAACAGGGGCGAAGUGGGAAUACUUCGGUAAGCUUGGAAAAGAACCGGAGUGAUACAAAACUUGUAAAAACCGAAAUAAAUUCACGUGUUGAUGAAAAUAGUGUGCAUUCUGCUGAGACUUCCAAAUCUGUGAUAGCCAAUACAAAUACCGGUAAUGAGAUUGUACCUGAAUCGAAAGUUAAAAAGGAUAAUAGGACUGUAGGGGAAAGCGAGGUCGGUAAGGAAGGCAGACAAAAAUGUGAUGAAAGUGAGAAAACUGCUGACAGCAGAAGUAGUAAAAAGGUAGAAAAAACAGCUGAAAACAAAGGUGGUGAAAAAGUUGAAAAGAGUACAAGUAAGCUUUUAGGCUCGGUUGUGAAAAAGGGGUCCAAAAUGGCAGAUAGAGAAGACAAUGAAAAGGAUCCACAGGAGAAGAAGGAAAAAGAACCUGAAAAGGAAUCUGAAAAAGAAUCUGAAAAGAAGGAAGAAGAAAAACCAAAGACACCAGAAAAGGAGGAAGAAAAAGGCAAGGAAGCGAACGAACUGGAAAAGGAACGAACGCCGUCACCGGAACUGGAAAGAGAAGCAACACCAGCAGCAGAGAACGAUCCUGAACCAGAAAAAUCCCCAUCGUCAGAACCGAAAAAAGAAGCCGAGACUGCACCACCAAAACCGAACGAGGAACAAAAAAAAGAAGAAUCACCAAGCGAAGGAGAGAAGGAGCCUAAACCGACAGAGGAGGCACCAGUGGUUGAAACAGGGCCCCAGGAAGGGGUAGACACACUAGAGACUGAGGGAGACGAUGAUUCCGAGGAGGACGACGAAGAGGCUCAAGAGUUGCAAACUAAAAAAGAGCGACAGGAUAAAAUAGAUAGUACGUUAUCGGCGUUAGACGCUUUAAUAGACAACCAACUUAAUAGUGUGCUUGGGCGGCCACAGACUAGUGACAAUGGGCCUGUGAUACCAAAGGAAAAGUUAGAUGAACUACUGAAUGGAGAGUUUAGUCAGGCUUUAGACAGAUAUUUGCAAGGGAAGUCGGAUGGGACAGACCUUAUGGACAAGUGUCUUGAAGUUUUAGGUUGAGGGAUAAAUUUGUAACUCACACCUCCUAUGUGCUGAACGCCAAGCUGUACUGAAAAAAGACUUCCCUCCAAGUAAGGACCGAACUCGAAUGGCCAAGGAUGAUAUAUCAGAACUUCAGGUGAAGGCUCGUAAACGCGAAUCAGCUUUUCGUCUGCCGUCAUGCCUCUUGACGGACUCAAGUACUAAAUACAAUGUGUAGCCUUUUUGUCAAGUUAGCGCCAAUGACGUCACUAAUGGCGAAAUUUGAGGCUACGUACAUUACAUACAUGCCAGCAUGUCUACUACACAUGCUUCGUUGCCAUGCUGGCCCGCAUGAUAGCCGACUGAGAAAUGUUGUGAAGCAUCAAAAGCCUGACCCAAAUAGCCUUUAUUGUGGCAAUGUCGACUGCUCUGUUCGGCUGAUUCUUUACUGAGUCAGUAAAUCGAUCACCGAAUCAAUCCAGCGCACCCAUGCAUGUAGCAUCUUUCUUCUUCCUUUCGUUUUUACCUUACUGGUAAACCGAGUAUGGACCAAUUCCACACCAGCCGUCUUUCUUAUAGGAGGAGGCAGACCAGAAUAAUAUUGCCGACUCGCUUCAGUUCUGGUUUUCAGCCCAUCUGCAGGCCAGAAUCCGCCACAGGGCUCUAUUUCUAUUUCUAUUUCAUUUCUAUUUCAUUUGUUAUUUCUUGUCAGCCAACAGUGCCACAAUUCCUUUGCCGAGGCAGUUCCAUAUUAAGUCUCAUUGCCAAAUUUAGCAUGCAGUGCUAUAUCGGUCACCAAUACCCAAAAAUAUAAGUGUCUACAGGGUGGCCCAUAAUUAUUUUCCCUCCCACAAUGGAUACGCAAUAGAAUUCUAUUGUCCAAAGGAAAAUAAUUCUUGGCCAUCCUGUAGAGUCUACAGCGAGUGCCAUAAAGUACCCACUACUGAUCCCAGUGCCAUAAUAUGUA
This is a messenger RNA of Lineus longissimus, 3161 nucleotides long. RefSeq names its product muscle M-line assembly protein unc-89-like. Lineage: Eukaryota; Metazoa; Nemertea; Pilidiophora; Heteronemertea; Lineidae. The transcript has 6 exons. The record is from RefSeq and is a predicted model, not a curated record. Bases 230 to 2233 code for a protein of 667 amino acids.